Molecule: messenger RNA, 849 nt
Organism: Entamoeba dispar SAW760
Lineage: Eukaryota; Evosea; Mastigamoebida; Endamoebidae
Exons: 1
Coding region: 1-849 (282 amino acids)
Molecular function (GO): phosphoprotein phosphatase activity
Source: RefSeq, a predicted model, not a curated record
AUGUCACAACCAAGAAAUGAAUAUUGGGUAGGUAAUAUCUAUAAUUUUAGAAGUAUUGAAGAUGUUAAAGUUAAGAAUGGAAAAAUUAAACCAAACCACAUAUUUAGAGGUGGUUUUUUCUUUAAUAAAGGAGAAGAAGAUAUUAAAAAAUUAAAUAGUGAAAAAGGAAUUUGUUCUCUUGUUGAUUUAAGGUCAUCUGAUGAAGUUCCUUCUGGAUUUGGAGAAAUGGUAAAUAAAUGUGGGUUGAAUUUUUAUAACGCACCAUUGAUUCCAUUUUGGAGAAGUAUCUUUUAUAUGAUAUUUAGAGUACCUUUUAAGGUUAUGUUCCAUUGUGCAUAUUUGAUUCUUUCUGCUAUACUCACUUUAAGACUCCAUCUAUUUGUUAGUGCAAUGAAAUCUACUUCAACUUCAUUACCAUUAGGAUGGUACUAUCCUGUUAUUUAUCAUUAUGGUCAAAAAGAAUUAUACGGAUUAUUUAAAUUUAUUGCUCAACACUCAGAUAAACCAUUCAUCUUUUAUUGUUCUUUUGGUAAAGAUAGAACAGGUCUUAUUGGAUGCAUGUUAGAAAUGUUGUUAGGGGCUUCAUUAGAUGAAUGUAUUACAGAUUACAAAUUAAGUGAUAGAAGUUUAAAAGAUCAUUUAAUUGUUGCAAAAGAUCAUUUCAAAACUUUUGGGGGUGAUGAAAAGGGUAUUGAUUUAGCUAAAACAGAUUCUAAACUUCUUAUUGAUUUUGAACAUUUCAUUAAAAAGAAAUAUGGAACCAUUGAUAAUUACUUAAUUAAAUUUGUUGGAUUAACUCAGCAGGAUAUUGAAAUUAUUCGCACUAAUUGUUUACUUCAUACUGAAUAA